Messenger RNA from Coffea arabica (coffee), 611 nucleotides. RefSeq names its product protein NDR1-like. Gene Ontology annotation, biological process: defense response to other organism. Gene Ontology annotation, cellular component: plasma membrane; plasmodesma. Lineage: Eukaryota; Viridiplantae; Streptophyta; Magnoliopsida; Gentianales; Rubiaceae. The record is from RefSeq and is a predicted model, not a curated record.
UCGUCACCCACCGCCUCCAAAUCCCUCAAUCUACAGUGGAAGUCAAAAAACAAAGAUAAGAUGGUGGAAGUCACGAGCUUCAAACUCUGGAUUUCCCAAAUCAUUAUCCUUCUGGGAUUGCUAGCCUUCGUCAUGUGGCUAAGCAUCCGCCCGAAAAGCCCCGACUACACCAUUACUAAGUUCUCAGUUGAGAACGGCAACAUAGAGUAUGCCUUAGAGAUUGAAAAUCCCAACAAGGAUUCAGACACCUACUUUGACGACUGCAUCUUGACUUUUUACAACAAUCAGGACUCCAUAGCUUCCACAACCAUACCGCGUUUCUCCCAAGAUAAAGGGGAAACAACACCAAAAAUAGGAGUUGUCUAUGUGGAUGCAAAGGUGUGGGAAGCAUUGCACGACCAAAUAUCAAAUCGAAAAGCUCAAUUGCAGGCUGCUUUAGCUUCCAAGAUUCGAUAUCGAACCUGGGGAAUUAAGAGCAGGCGUUACGGAGUGCACCUGAAAGCCCAGUUACCGAUUGGAUCAGACGGCAAGAUUCCAAGCAAGACCAAGAUGCAUAAUGGCCUGUUUCAUAACAUAAAAUGAUGCACAGACAAAAGUUUCUUCAAGCCACU